CUAGCGGAGAACGACACGUCAACCGGCAGAUCGCUCGCGCGGCAUCUCAGUAGCAAAUUAUACCCCAGCGGAGAUGGAGUAUAAAAGCGCCAGUUUCUCCCCGGAAGGUGACCAGGUUGCGGGUGGAACGGAUCGGAAGGCCGAUGGACGGAGAAGGAUUCAUCAUCAGCUACAGUGGGGGUCUGACGACACCCACCUUUCUAGGUGGAUCUCGAUUAUGGGACGGAUGGUCGGAUUUCGUGGUUGGGCCAAACUCGCCGAGUGCUCGCCGUCGUUUAUCUGCGGUUCAUCAAUUCCAUAUUUACAGUACGUUGCCCGUGUUUCAGGACGGUGGACAAAACAGUUGGGUUGGGUUCUCUACCUUUGGGAAAUUUAUAAUGAGAUUGUUUUCACGCAACGUCGGUAUAGCUUUUUCACCGCGGCAUAUCAACAAUUGCUUGAGUUCCCUGCGUGUGCCAGCUUUCGGUCAGGGCCCCACGGCACUACUGUGUAUAUGUUGGAAAGGCUCUUCGUACCGACGCAGAAUGCGCAGCCUACUGGCUGCAGGGCGGAAACGCCGGGAAAGACUUUGUUUUAUUCUAUUUUAUUUAUUUAGUAUAAAUAACGUUAUAACGUUAUAUAUAUAUAUAUAUAUUUUGGCUGGGUGGCGCCCUGUUCGUCUGGACAACGACGCCCUAACUUCUCGCGGACAAACCGAGUUGCCGGCUGACAGUGGCAUCGCGGAAGCAUAGUACAGGACUGUUUUAGUCCACAAAGUUCUUUCCCGCGUGCCGCGCUAGAGUCUGGAUUCGGAAUUCACUCCUUUUCGGGCUUCGGA
This is a messenger RNA of Parathielavia appendiculata, 817 nucleotides long. RefSeq lists its product as uncharacterized. The transcript has a single exon. NCBI's taxonomy places the organism in Eukaryota, Fungi, Ascomycota, Sordariomycetes, Sordariales, Chaetomiaceae. The coding region runs from base 144 to 731 and encodes 195 amino acids. The record is from RefSeq and is a predicted model, not a curated record.